AUUUUUACAGUUUUCUGCACUGAUUCUACAAACGAUAGCUUGCUCUUAACCUACCAGUAUCAUAGAAUAGUGUUGUGUAUUGUUUACGAUAGAGGAGAAGGAAAAUACUCUGUUCUAUAGUGAUUCCAGCACAGAAAAUAAAUUAAGAACCAAAAAUGGAUUUCCAAAAUCGUCCUGGAGGGAAAACCGGCGGUGGAGGUGUUGCUUCCUGGUCGGAAAGCAACAGAGACAGAAGAGAACGUUUGCGACAACUUGCAUUGGAAACUAUUGACUUAAACAAAGAUCCUUAUUUUAUGAAAAAUCAUUUAGGAUCUUACGAAUGUAAAUUGUGUCUGACACUCCAUAACAACGAGGGUAGUUAUUUAGCUCAUACACAAGGAAAAAAGCAUCAGGCCAAUUUAGCCAGGAGAGCUGCUAAAGAAGCUAAGGAGGCUCCACAAACACUUGCACCUGAAAAGCCUCGAGUAGAACCAAAGAAAUUUGUAAAAAUCGGUAGGCCAGGUUACAGAGUAACUAAACAACGCGACCCGGAAACUGGACAACAGAGUUUAUUGUUCCAAGUUGAUUAUCCAGAAGUUGCAGACAAUGUAAUUCCACGGCACAGAUUUAUGUCAGCCUACGAACAAAGGGUUGAACCACCUGAUCGUAAAUGGCAGUACUUGUUAUUCGCAGCAGAACCUUAUGAAACAAUAGCUUUUAAGGUACCUAGUAGAGAAGUUGAGAAAGCAGAAGGAAAGUUUUGGACGCAUUGGAACAAAGAUACCAAACAAUUCUUCCUACAAUUUGCAUUUAAAAAUGAAAAGCCUUCAGUUGGCAAAGUACCACCACCUCCAGUACCUUUAAUUAGACCUGGCUUAGGACCACCAAUGGUGCCUGUGCCACCACCACCAAGACCACCAAUGUUUAAUCCAGUUCCACCACCACCUGCACUUUUAGCCACUGGAAUGCAAAUACCUCCGCCACCUCCACAUUUAGCAUAAUAAUAACAUAAAUCUGUACAGCCCUUUUAAAGCAAGAAAGGUAUCUUUUACUUAUAAAGUAUUACUUUAAUGUGUAUCUUGUCUAUAAAAUAUGAAACUCAAUUACUAUUGUUAUAUUCAAUCCCUAUGAUAACUAUUUGCAGAAGAUAAAGAAAAAGUGUACAAAUUUCCUUUUUUUGGUUGUUUAAAUUUUAUUAAGAAUAUAAACACAAGAGAAUGUACAGCAAGAUGUUCCGCCCAGAUGUUGAUCCCUAGAACAAAAAACCAGAAAUACACUUAUUAUAUGUGUUAAAAACAUAUUUAAGUGCUAUUGAAGAAAGUAAUUUUUUAUCAGAAAUAAAUUUGAACAAUCUACACGAUAUAAAGUGUUGUACGCACUUUUCGGUCCGCCCGUUCG
Messenger RNA from Nomia melanderi (Alkali bee), 1377 nucleotides. RefSeq names its product splicing factor 3A subunit 2 (gene Sf3a2). Gene Ontology annotation, molecular function: nucleic acid binding; zinc ion binding. Gene Ontology annotation, biological process: spliceosomal complex assembly. NCBI's taxonomy places the organism in Eukaryota, Metazoa, Arthropoda, Insecta, Hymenoptera, Halictidae. Gene Ontology annotation, cellular component: catalytic step 2 spliceosome; U2-type prespliceosome; U2 snRNP. The record is from RefSeq and is a predicted model, not a curated record.